AUGAGCCCCCCUCCAAGUACACCUACGCCCAAAAGGUUUCUUUUGCCAAAACGGGGCACGCAGUCGUCGCAAACUCCUGCGACGUUACCGCGUUUCCAGUCAACUCCUCGAUUUGCCUCCUCAUCUGUUCCGAGGCCAACACAGGCAAGAACCGGCAUAGAUAUUGAAGACGUUGAAGAAGUAGGAGAUAAUUCACAAGAAACUCUUCCAGAGAGCGAUGAACCCCAAGUUCAGCUCAGACAGCAUGACCCAAUCCAUGACUCCAUCGAAAUCGAGUCUGAUGCCACUGCAUCACAAGGUGGCAGCAUAGCCAUUUCAGAUAACGAACCAGAUGCUGUUCUUCAAGACUCUCUGGACCUUGAGAUGUCUAAUUCUACACUUUCGCAAUACGACUAUCCCUCAUUGGAAGAGCGGGAACCGAAACGGCGAAGGGUAUCGAGUUCACCUCGGCGAGAAUCUAGCACACCAGAGGAGCAACGUGACCAGGGCAGUGAAUCCCCAGAAGAGGCUUACGAAAGUGGCCUUAUGCCAUCAGAAGAGUUUACACAGAGUAUCCAAGAUGUUAUCAACCUCAACAAUGAGUUAAAACCUCUUCAGCAGCCAACCUUUCAUGCGCCACCACGCUUCAAGCCUGUCGACCUCGAUCCCGCAGUGGAUGGCCUACCCGCAGCGUUCUCCCCCCAGCGUCGAGGAGCAAAAUACGUAGCUGGUGGAUUAGCUGCUGAACUCCAAGGCUGGCUCUCUGAAGUCAAGGGCUGGGAAGGUACGGCACCAGCGACAACUCUGACCAAGAAAGUGAUUAUAGAGGAAAUUCGACCAGGCCGCCGAAUGUACCUAGUCAAAGCGCGGACCGGCACAUCUGGAGAGGGUAGAUACCUGCUUGCAGGCGAAGGUAGUUUAACAGGCCUUGGCCAGAGGAUGCCGGUGACGCUUGGGAGUGUUGUUGAUGUGGGACAGCCUGUAUGGGAUAUUGUGUUGGAUGGACAAGUUUGGACGGUGGCGUGCGAUUGGGGUGUAUCUGAGAGCGGUAACAAUGGUGAUUGA
Molecule: messenger RNA, 1044 nt
Organism: Fusarium musae
Lineage: Eukaryota; Fungi; Ascomycota; Sordariomycetes; Hypocreales; Nectriaceae
Exons: 2
Coding region: 1-1044 (347 amino acids)
Source: RefSeq, a predicted model, not a curated record